Molecule: messenger RNA, 1970 nt
Organism: Daktulosphaira vitifoliae (grape phylloxera)
Lineage: Eukaryota; Metazoa; Arthropoda; Insecta; Hemiptera; Phylloxeridae
Product: protein GPR107
Exons: 13
Coding region: 101-1660 (519 amino acids)
Biological process (GO): transport
Cellular component (GO): Golgi apparatus; membrane
Source: RefSeq, a predicted model, not a curated record
UCAAGCUGUUCAGACAUAUUUCAAAAAAAUAAAAAAAAAAAGUAAUUUUGAGUAAUUGUAAAACAAUUUUUUAGAACUUACUCAAUUCAAACAUUUAGCUAUGGCCAAAUUUGAAUUUUUUACUGUGUUAUUAUUUAUUUUACUUAUUUCAAUUAGUGUAGUUAGAGGAAGGAUACAUACAUUAGAAAUAAAGGCUGAUGAUCGUCGUUAUAUAGCAUUAACAACAUUUGGAUUUUACAAAGGUGGUUUGUUGAAUGUAGCCAUCAGAAAUUUCUAUAUGCCAAAAUCAAAUAUUGAUGAUGUGCAUGGUUUAGUUCUUGAAAGAACUAUUUCAGAUGAAGGAAAUCGAUAUAUAGAACUACAACAAGAGUUUUGUCCUAUUGAAUCAAACAACUUAUUUGAGACACGACCAAAUUCAGAUAUAGCAGUAUUUCAAUUUAACUUUAAAACUAAGAUUGUUACUAUAAAAUGUUCAUUAUCAAUGAAGCCAUUUUAUUUGUUUAAUGAUAUGGAAGAAUUUAAAAAAGAACAAGAAUCUGGAUUUGAAAACUCAGUUAAAUAUUGCAACAAAUCAUUAAAUAUCUACUCAAGUAAUGAAGUAGUAGACUCAUAUAAUAUAAGUUUUGUUGUAUAUAUAAAGUUAAAAUCAAAUGAAGGAUUGUAUAAUCUAUAUUAUCAUAACUGUCCAAAUUAUGCUAUGGUUCCUAAGUCAAAGCAAAGUUUUACGGUCGAUAUCAAUGAAAGUAAUAAUGGUAAUUAUUUGUCUGCUGGUGAUAUACCAUUACCAUCUUUGUAUUUUUCUACAUCCAUUAUUUUCUUUGUAACUGGAAUUAUUUGGGUUUAUUCACUUUAUAAGAGCAAUUAUCCUGUGUAUAAAAUUCAUUAUUUAAUGGCUUUGCUAAUUUUCUUAAAAGCAGCCACUUUAUUUUUUCAUGGUUUAAAUUUUCAUUUUAUUCAGAUUAAAGGCCAACAUAUUGCAACAUGGGCUGUAGUAUUUUAUACUAUUCAUUUAUUAAAGGGAUCAGUUUUAUUUAUAACUAUAGUACUCAUUGGUACAGGAUGGACAUUUAUAAAACAUGUAUUAUCAGAUAAAGAUAAAAAUAUAUUUAUGAUUGUGAUACCAUUACAAGUGCUUGCAAAUAUAGCUGGAGUUAUUAUUCAAGAAUCAGAAGAAGGUGAUGUUCAACAUAAUGCAUGGUUGGAUUUAUUUUUACUAGUUGAUUUUAUGUGUUGUGCAGCUAUAUUAUUUCCUAUACUUUGGUCUAUCCGACAUUUACAAGAUGCAUCACAAACAGAUGGAAAAGCAGCAGUAAACUUACGAAAGUUAAAAUUGUUCCAACAAUUUUAUGUUAUGCUUGUUUCUUAUAUAUAUUUUACUCGAUUUUUAAUUUAUAUGUUAAGAAUGACUGUGCCUUUUAAUUUGUUGUGGCUAAAUGAAUUUUUCAAAGAAGCAGCAACAUAUGUGUUUUUUGUAAUGACUGGCUAUAAAUUUCGACCAACUCUUGCAAACCCAUACUUUCAAGUGUUAUCUGAUGUUGAUGAUGAUGAUACAGAUAUUGUGAUUAGCCAUUUUGGAUCAGGAGUAAGUAAUCGGUCUAAGAAAAAAACUGGAAGAGGAGACAUACCUGAAGAUGAAAUGAUGCUAGUUGAAACAUCAUAAUAAUAAAAAAAGUUAUCUGUGAUUCCAAGACUGAUCCUACUGAUCUACCCUUUUGAUUGUUGGUUUCCAUUUGCACAAAUUUAAAUAUUUUAUCUAACCUAUUAGUUUGACAUAAAUAAAUUUAUAUUUUAUAUUGAUUUUUAUAAUUAGGAUACGUAAUUAACUUAUUUUAUUCAGAGUUAGUUUGCGAGUUGUUCCUUUGUUGUACUGUAAUUGUAAAUACUAUACAUAUAUGUAUAUUUAUUUAAUAUAGAUUUGUUUAUUAAAAAUCUAUUCAUGUUAAUGUAGAAAAAUAGUAUUUUUUUUUUUU